ACUUAUCAGAGACAGUGUCUACUUGUAGGGACAACAGAGUAAAUCUGCAUUCUCAUGGGCACUGUGGCUUGUCCUGGAAGCAUCUCAGGCUGGCAUAGUCAUACCUCUAGGAGAGUUAAUACUCUAGAAAGAGGAACAAGUCUAGAAAUAAGAUGAUAGAAAUUUCCAGAGAAUUUGAGAAAAAGCCACCAUGGAUACAAAGAUACCUCUGAGCACCCUUGCUCCAAUUUUCAUUUCUUGCACCAUGUCUUACAGUUGUUGCCUGCCCAGCCUGGGCUGCCGCACCAGCUGCUCCUCCCGGCCCUGCGUGCCCCCCAGCUGCCACGGCUACACCCUGCCUGGGGCCUGCAACAUCCCCGCCAAUGUGAGCAACUGCAACUGGUUCUGCGAGGGCUCCUUCAAUGGCAGCGAGAAGGAGACCAUGCAGUUCCUGAACGACCGCCUGGCCAGCUACCUGGAGAAGGUGCGUCAGCUGGAGCGGGACAACGCGGAGCUGGAGAAACUCAUCCAGGAGCGGUCCCAGCAGCAGGAGCCCUUGCUGUGCCCCAGCUACCAGUCCUACUUCAAGACCAUUGAGGAGCUCCAGCAGAAGAUUCUGUGUGCCAAGGCUGAGAAUGCCAGGCUGGUGGUGAACAUUGACAAUGCCAAGCUGGCCUCUGACGACUUCAGAAGCAAGUACCAGACGGAGCAGUCCCUGAGGCUGUUGGUGGAGUCGGACAUCAACAGCAUACGCAGGAUCCUGGAUGAGCUGACCCUCUGCAAGUCUGACCUGGAGUCCCAGGUGGAGUCCCUGAGGGAGGAGCUGAUCUGUUUGAAGAAGAACCAUGAGGAGGAGGUUAACACCCUGCGCUCCCAGCUUGGAGACCGCCUCAACGUGGAGGUGGACACUGCCCCCACUGUGGACCUGAACCAGGUCCUGAACGAGACCAGGAGUCAGUAUGAGGCUCUGGUGGAAACUAACCGCAGGGAAGUGGAGCAAUGGUUCGCCACGCAGACCGAGGAGCUGAACAAGCAGGUGGUAUCCAGCUCAGAGCAGCUGCAGUCCUACCAGGCGGAGAUCAUCGAGCUGAGACGCACGGUCAAUGCCCUGGAGAUCGAGCUGCAGGCCCAGCACAACCUGCGAGACUCUCUGGAAAACACGCUGACGGAGAGCGAGGCCCGCUACAGCUCCCAGCUGUCCCAGGUGCAGAGACUGAUCACCAACGUGGAGUCCCAGCUGGCGGAGAUCCGCAGUGACCUGGAGCGGCAGAACCAGGAGUACCAGGUGCUGCUGGAUGUGCGUGCCCGGCUGGAGUGUGAGAUUAACACGUACCGGAGCCUCCUGGAGAGUGAGGACUGCAAGCUCCCCUGCAACCCAUGCGCCACCACCAAUGCUAGUGGCAACUCCUGUGGACCCUGUGGCACCUCUCAAAAGGGUUGCUGUAAUUGAAAAGCUUGUAUCCUCUUUGAAGACAUCUACAAAGCCAUUUAGAUCAACCACAGGAAGGAUCCUCCAGUCCUGACUUUUCUGGAGCUCAGCUGACAUCAAGAAACCUCAUCUUGCCUCUAUGUUAUUUCUAGAAUGCUGAAAAGCUUUCCUGACCCAAGCAAAGACACACAUCAUCAACUUCCAAUGUCUGGACAACUCCUUCCUGUUGAGGGUCGAGCCUCUUUGUUUCUAAAGAUGUUCAGCUCCCUGUAAUCUGAGCUCCAGUUACUACUUAGGGUGUUUCCUGAACAUACUACUGCAUUUCCUGUUUUCCUUUUUUCUUUGGCAUUCUCUGGAAUGCAAGGAGGAGAGUUCAUUUACUUCCCAAUAAACUUCAUUUCUCUGGCAUAA
Pan troglodytes (chimpanzee) is the source of this 1819-nucleotide messenger RNA. RefSeq names its product keratin 34 (gene KRT34). The record is from RefSeq and is marked provisional. Gene Ontology annotation, molecular function: structural molecule activity. NCBI's taxonomy places the organism in Eukaryota, Metazoa, Chordata, Mammalia, Primates, Hominidae. Gene Ontology annotation, cellular component: cytoskeleton. Gene Ontology annotation, biological process: epithelial cell differentiation; intermediate filament organization.